Molecule: messenger RNA, 694 nt
Organism: Chrysochloris asiatica (Cape golden mole)
Lineage: Eukaryota; Metazoa; Chordata; Mammalia; Afrosoricida; Chrysochloridae
Gene: TMEM134
Product: transmembrane protein 134
Exons: 7
Coding region: 94-681 (195 amino acids)
Source: RefSeq, a predicted model, not a curated record
UUGUGCGGGGGCGGGGCCUCGACGACGCUAGGUAGGCGGCGUGGAUGGCGGCGUGUUUGGUGGCGGCGCAAGGCGCCUGAGCGGGCCGGGGCCAUGAGCGCCGCCCGGCCCCAAUUCAGCAUCGAUGACGCCUUUGAGCUGUCCUUGGAGGACGCGGGUCCUGGGCCAGAGCCCAGCGGGGUCGCCCGUUUCGGGCCACUGCACUUCGAGCGCCGGGCCCGGUUCGAAGUGGCCGACGAAGACAAGCAGUCCCGGCUGCGCUACCAGAACUUGGAGAAUGAUGAGGAUGGAACCCAAGCCUCACCGGAACCCGAUGGGGGAGUCAACACCAGGGAUUCAGCCCGAACCUCCAUCCGCAGCUCCCAGUGGUCCUUCAGCACUAUCAGCAAUAGUACCCAACGCUCGUACAAUGCCUGCUGCAGCUGGAUCCAACACCCUUUGAUCCAGAAAAACCGCCGGGUGGUGCUGGCCUCUUUCUUGCUCCUGCUGCUGGGAUUGGUGCUGAUCCUGAUCGGCGUGGGACUCGAGGUGUCCCGCUCUCCAGGUGUCUCCAGCGCCAUCUUCUUCGUGCCGGGCUUCCUGUUGUUGGUGCCUGGAGUCUACCACGUGAUCUUCAUCUACUGCGCCGUUAAGGGCCACCGCGGGUUCCAGUUCUUCUACCUGCCCUACUUCGAGAAGUGAGCAGCGAGCGGAC